CCAGGCUGGGCCGGUGCAGCAGGAGGGGGCUCUGGCCAGGCGGAGCCAUGGCGGAGGCCGAGGAGAUCCUGCUGCAGCUGCAGAAGGACAACAGGGACGGGCGGCUGCGCAAGCAGGAGCUGGAGGAGCUCAUGAGGAUCCUGGAGACCGAGAGCGACAGCCUGGUCCUGACCCUGCGGAGCCUCAGGGAGCGGGAGCGCAGCCUCCAGCGGAGGCUGAACCAGGCAGCCGGGGCCCUCCGCGGGGAGGCCGAGGAAGUGGUCAAGAGCCGAGCGGCCCACACGCUGGAGCUCAUCGCCGACGCUGCGGAGCAGAAGCUUAUCUUGGAGAGGAACAACCAGCUACUUCAAGAAGAAUGGGAAGAACUUUCCAGCCAGCUUUUCUACUACGGCGGGGAGCAGCAGUGCCAGCGCAGGCAGCAUCGGCGGCUGCAGGCGGAGCUGCUGGGCCUCCAGAAACAGCUCGAGCUCAUGGAGUCCAGGUCUGCCCUGCAAGCUGAGGGCAUCCAGAAGGGCAUCAUGCAGAAGGAGGAGGCGUGGUCCAGCUUCCAGGAGCAGAGCGGGGUCCUCCAGGAGCUCCAGACCAAGGUGAUGGAGGUGGCUUCCGUGCUGGACACGCCUCGAGAAGGGAUGGAGCUGAAGGCCGGCCAGGUUUCCCCCACGGCCAAAACCCCGGGCUCGCUCAUGGAGGAGGUGGCUGAAGCCAACUGUGAAAACAGGCUGAACAGCCCCGGGCAUUUCUACGGGCUCAGGCUGUUGGCCGUCACGGGCCUCCGGCUGCUGCUCCCGCUGUGGUUCCUGAGCCUGCCCCUGUUCUACCUGAACCUGAUUAACCCCAACGCCAUCCGGGAGGCCCUGCCGCGCCUCUGCUCCCAGGGCACCUUCCGCCGCCUGCGCUACACCCUGUCGCCCCUGCUCGAGCUGCAGACCAACAACCUGCUGCCCACCUAGGCCCGGCCGGUCCGCGCGGCUCCUCCCGGCCCGCCCGUUCCAGCUCAGGCCCGGUCUCGGUCCCCCCCGUGAGCCACUACCGUCCCUCCCCGACCCCUCCGCCCCCGUCUCCCCGCCGCCUCCCCUUCUCUCUCCGGUCCUCACCCCCGCUGUCUCCCACUCUCGGCUCUGCGGGGACGGGGUGAAAUCUCCCGCGGGCCCCAGGGGUUGUGUAUGUCCCGGGAUUGAUCUUGGAUUAAUGGAUCUGGGCUCAG
Molecule: messenger RNA, 1204 nt
Organism: Antechinus flavipes (yellow-footed antechinus)
Lineage: Eukaryota; Metazoa; Chordata; Mammalia; Dasyuromorphia; Dasyuridae
Gene: TMEM191C
Product: transmembrane protein 191C
Exons: 10
Coding region: 48-950 (300 amino acids)
Source: RefSeq, a predicted model, not a curated record